Talaromyces marneffei is the source of this 5103-nucleotide messenger RNA. RefSeq lists its product as uncharacterized. The transcript has 21 exons. Gene Ontology annotation, biological process: carbohydrate metabolic process. The record is from RefSeq and is a predicted model, not a curated record. Gene Ontology annotation, molecular function: chitin binding; hydrolase activity, hydrolyzing O-glycosyl compounds. Bases 1 to 5103 code for a protein of 1700 amino acids. NCBI's taxonomy places the organism in Eukaryota, Fungi, Ascomycota, Eurotiomycetes, Eurotiales, Trichocomaceae.
AUGCUUCUGGUUGUUCCGAGUCCAGUGAAGGAUGUGUGGUAUGGGAUGAAUUGGGCGCCUGACCUGAAUGACCUCGCCUUGUUUCUCAUCAGCACAUCGGUAGCAAUGGCCGAUUCCAAAGCCAACCGGCCUUGGAGGAUCCUCCUCCUCGUCGUGUUGUUCGUCUCUGUUACGAAGUCGCAGACAAUCUACUGCAACACAACCAGCCCAUGUGUAAAUGAUGCGUGUUGCCAAUGGAAAGAUAACCAAGGCAUAUGUGGCUACGGCUCGUUUUGCCAAACCGAUUGCAUCAGCAACUGCAAUGCCACUGCCGAGUGUGGAAAAGAUGCCAAAGACCCGUCUGCUAGCUGCCCGUUGAAUGUGUGUUGUUCUCAAUGGGGAUUCUGCGGAACAGGGGAUCUCUUCUGUGGGAACGGUUGUCAAGGUGACAACUGCGGAGAUCCCACUGUCCCCUCGUGCAGCUCAAAUAACGUUCUCAACCGGGUUGUGGGAUACUAUGAAUCCUGGUCAAGCGGGCGAGCAUGUGAUGCAUGGCGUCCAAGUGACAUGGCGGUCAGUGGAUUGACACAUAUCAACUACGCAUUUGCAUUGUUCAGCCGAAAUCUUCUCGAUGACAGCUUAUGGAACAUCGAAUUCAUGGACGACGGUACAAAUGAUGUCGACUCACUAAUUGAAGAGUUUGUCUCCCUCAAGCAAAACAAUCCUCAACUGAACUGCUACUUGAGUAUUGUCCUCAAGACCUUGCAACAGUAUGGCUUCGAUGGUGUCGAUCUGGACUGGGAGUACCCCGCGGCGUCUGAUCGAGCUGGCAAGACAGCAGAUACGGUGAACUAUGUUUACCUAGUCAACCAGUUGAGAAAGACGUUCGACGAGUCUGGUCAGACUUACGGAAUUACGUUCACCAUACCGACUAGCUAUUGGUACAUGCAACAUUUUGACAUUCCCGCGAUGCUUGAAGGUGGUGCUGACUGGGCCAAUCUGAUGGCCUAUGACCUGCACGGUGUGUGGGAUGGAAAGGACCCAAACAUCGGAAGUGUGAUCGCCUCACACACUAACUUGACGGAAAUUAAAGCCUCACUCGACCUACUCUGGCGAGCUGGAGUCAACCCUACGCAGAUCGUGAUGGGAAUGGGUUUCUAUGGCCGUUCAUUCACGUUGUCCGAUUACUCCUGUACAGAGCCUGGGUGUCCAUUUUCAGGCCCUGGCACUGCGGGAUCUUGUUCGAAUAGCAGUGGCAUUCUCUCUUAUAAAGAAAUCACAGAAAUCAUGGAUGAGGAGGGGUCUGAGCUCAUCUGGAACGAGGAAGCAGCCGUUAACUACCUUGUCUGGGGCGGCAAUCAAUGGAUCUCGUUCGAUAAUGCGCAAACAUUUCAGCAGAAGGUCGACUACGCUAAUUCAGUCUGUUUGGGAGGCGCCAUGAUCUGGGCAGUUGAUCAGGAUACCUAUGAUUGGAAGGCGCUUUCUGGUCUUCUUGGGCAGGCUGUUGAUGGGAACGAUCUUCUCAACGGCGGAUCGUUAUUGGAAUCCCAGAAGAAAUCACUCGUCAGUGAGCUGUCUGCAUACACAGGGGCUGAUUGUUAUAUCAGCGACUGCGUGGACAUAAACACAGGGCAAUGCAAGUCAGGGUACAGUGUUCUGGACUAUGUUCACUCUGCGUCUGGUAACGGCGCUGCGCUCCAGAAUCCCGACAGCAAGCAGUGUCAUUCUGGCAGUGAGACUGACCACAAUUCUCAGUAUCGCAUGAUUUGCUGCCCUGCUCAUGCUAUGCCUGAGGGAUGCGUUUGGGAGGGGGCAAAUGAAUUUGGUCUGUGCAGUGGGAACAGUAGCACAUGCGGUGAUAACAAGUAUGAGCUGGUGGCAGAUACAUACAAUGAUCGGACAGGAACAAUUCGAUGCCUAAUCAACCAGCGGUCACUCUGUUGUAACACCAACAGUCUACUGAAUGAGUGUCAUUGGAGUGGGUGCGCAGAUUCCUGCCCUACCAAUUGGACGACAAACGAGUGGGGAAGUAUAUUUGGAGGGAACAACUUGAACCCCGACGAGGGCGAAGCGUGUCCAUACCUCUACAGUUUCUGCUGCCCCUCUACAGACACGUACAAAAAUUGCGAGUGGCACUAUUGCGAUUACUGUCCGAGCGACAAGGUGCUCAUUACUCGGCGUAUGGAAAUUGACUUCUUCCUCAACGAAGGAUAUUACUCCCGAUGUGGCGAUACAUCGACAGGCGCGCUCUACAACUCGUUUUGCUGCGACCCCCCUUCUGCCUCUGAGAAUCGGCCUGUGGAUCCCGCAGAUCUCUUUGAGUAUCCAGAUGAAGACCACGUGAUGUAUUCCUACGAAGUCGAGAAAACAUCAAACGAUGAUGCUACCAACAAUGAAAACAGUGAUCCAUUUGCAUUUGUCAUGAUCGAUGGCGAUCCGGAAGCGUACGAUGAGUCUCUUGUCGACCAAUGGAGCUUCCUCGUGGACGAGGAACAACUAACCAAGCGAUCUCUCAAAAUGCACGAGCGAAGAAGCAUAUUCGAAUACCGCGAUGAUACUUUCGACAACGAGGUCGAGGUCUAUCAUAUUCAGUGCUCCACUACUUUCAUCAACGGCACCAGUGGUUGCAUGUCAAUCUUCCAGGGUGGUGCAAACAAUACCAUCGUGAAGAUGCCAAAGGACAUUGGAGCCGGUCCAUUUGCACGGGUUAUCAGUCUUGUUCCGGUGGGCUCUACCGGAAAAUCGGGUCGUUCUAAUAUCUUACCACGUUCCAGUACCGAUACCUACGAGUUGACUGUUGACUAUGACCUCGCCGGUGCAUCGGCAGAGAGGAGUGGCGAUGUAAACUUCAGGGUUGAUUACACUAAUCUUCUUGAAUACUGGAAGGAUAUCACCGACACUCCAUCUAAGCGCCGCAAGCGCUGGUUUGGUGGUUUUAGUGCCUGGCUGUCUAAAAUGACCUCUAUAACAAAAAAGGAUCAAGGAUACCUUCCGAUGGAGUACGAUGAAACCAUCAAGCUCUUCCACGCCCAGGGGUACUGCCCUGACCUCAAUAUCACCGCGACCGUGGAUCUAGACGCCAACAUUCACUUGGCACUCAGGGCCCAGUAUGGAUAUUACUUUGAGGGAGCCAUCCUCCCUACCCCGUCUUUGAUUGCCGCGUAUGGAUACUUUUCAGUUGCGCCUGAAGCAUCGAUCCUCUUCACCCUUCGCGGCGAGGCUGUCUGGCAGUCAACUACCGGAACACAGUCAAUCAUUAGCGGCAUCACCUUCCCUGGGCUCUCCAUCAAAGGUCUUAUUAGUAUUGGACCGGAGCUUGAGCUGACUGGCAAAAUGGAUGCGUCGCUUAGUAUCUCUGGAGAGCUGAAUGCCGGCGUGGUUGCAUCGUGGCCCCGUGCCGAGGUGUAUUUCCCUCAGGACGACGGCGGCUCGGACGCGACAAUCAUGCCAAAGGACAUAGUUGGUGACGAUCCACAGACUUUUAGUGUUGACCCCAUCUUCGAUGCCUCUCUGACGGCAGAGGGGAAUAUGGCUUUAACACUCACCCCUCAGGUGAAAUUCGGUAUCUCUGUCCUAGGCGGAAGUCUCAUGUCUGGAUAUGUGACGGCGGGUGUGGACAACACUGUUUCAUUGGGUAUCAAUGCAUCUGCGUCUGUCUCCUACGACGGCACUACGUCUGCGGGAUUCUGCUACUGGGCUGACUAUAUCUACUCUUUCUUUGUUUCUGCGGACGUCUCAUUUCUGAAUGAUCUUGCCUACUGGGGCAGUUCGUAUGAGGCGGCCUCCCCUGAUGACCCAAUUGUCUUGGUGGAAAACACCUGCAUCACAUACUCGAGUAAUGACCCUCUCAGCAAACGGAGCAGCGUGGAAAGCCUCGUUGCUAACAGCACUGGUUCUGGCUGUUUCGGUGGACUGGUGGAAUGCUCGACUACUGUUAGUGCGGGCAAUUCCUCCUGUACAUUGACUAGCGGCGACGAAGGCUCGGGCACAACAACCAGCAAGCGCGCACCGCAGUGCUACAACCUUCCUGCUCUCUUUUACAACUGUGAUCUAUUUGGUGCAACCGCUGUCACGAACCGGAAUCAAAACACGAUGCAGAACUUUGGCUCGAAGUCGUUCAUUGGUAUCUGCGAUAAUGUUCGAAACUAUCUGCAAAAGAAUCCGGGCAAGAUUAAAGGAAACGGAAUGGAGCUUACUUACUUCUCAAGCAACGAACAACAAAAAACUGGUGGCAAUCGACACGAUGCAUGCUCUGCUAAAUACAAGGAGUGCGUGCAGGAGAAAACUGCCUUGUGGCCGACCGAGGUACAGUCAAUGUAUAACUGGCAAACCACCCAGACGAUCAAUGGUGUUCGCACUAUCGUUCCAGCACCGACCGACUAUGCCCUAAUGCAAGGCUACGACGAUAGUCUAUCGUGUGAUGAAUUUCCUUUCAAUGCAUCUGAGGAAGGAGGCACUGGUGCGGAAGUCGCAUGCGUAAGCGCCCAUCAAAAUGACUACCAGGGAACGAUCAAUAGCCUGAUAAGUAAUAUAUACGACGCGAGAACCGGCACUACGAUGCCGUGGAGCGGAUGGACUUUUGCUAAGCCUUGGACCGGUCAGACACGCAAGUACAGAAUCAAUCUCACAUCCGGGACGCACAAUGGCUACGAUCUGUCUUACGCGGGCGAAAUUACUUACGCGCCCUAUGACAUGGCCUACAUCCUGGGUGGGUUGAAUCUUUGGGGAAAUCCAGAGCUCUAUUUGUCUCCGACUACUAGAAACGCUGUGUGCUUGCUCGGAUCAUGGUACAAUCCGCUGCUCGGUAUUAAUGAGGGCCGGGCGUAUGGGUGUGACGUUACUUUCGCGGCCCAGACGACUCUGUUCAAGAGAGCCCAGGAUCCUGAUGAUCCCAGCACCUGGGUGGUUGAGAAGGUGCAAGUCUCCGCUGAGGACUUGAAGAAUCCAAUCCCGCUGUUCACGGAAGAUGGAAAGGGCUAUCUCGACAACGCUGCACGCAAUCUUGAAGGAAUGAUGGAAAAACUGAACCUCGAGGCCGAUCAAGAGAAGGAGCCCAUGAUCACGGCCACACCACAUGCAAGUCAUUUGCGAAGCGACAAAGAAUCCCACCAUUAUCGCCACUGA